UUAAUACUGAGGCUUUCCUGACCCUUUUUAUGGUUUUCAUCCUCUAUGUGAGCAGUGAUGCACAAGGUCAAGGCCAGCGUGGACAAUGUCCAGUGUUUAAAGUUGUCAGAGGGACUGUGCAUAAAGUCUGUUUGAACAAAUCUUUAAAGAUCUCCUGCAAUCUAAAGUAUUGUGAUGGUCAGCCAAUCAAUAUUACAUGGUCUAAAUCUGAUGAAUUGGGAAAAUGGAUUCCAGUAAAUUCCAAAGAUCAAAUUUCAUCAUCAGAGAAGCAGUUUAAUUUCCUGAACUUAACUUCAUAUUUAACUUUUAUAAAUAUGUCAAAGUAUCACGAAGGCUCCUACAGAUGUGAAUUUAAACUUCCACACAUAUCAUCGGCCAGCCAUCAAAUAAAUGUCUCUGUCACAGAUAACUGCACUGGAACUAUAAUCUCUUGUACUGAAAUGCCAACAUCACAGGGCAUGUAUUCAGCUCCAUGGUGGCUGCCUUAUUUAUCAAUCUGCAUGGUUGUAGUGAUGCUGAUAUUCCUUUUAACAAUCAUCACUUUCCUUUCUGCCAGUGGAUUUAAAUGUUCAAGGAAAAAGGUCAACCGAAGAGCACAGGUUCAGAAUUCAGAAGAAACACUGCAGCACAAUCAAGAGCUCCUAACAUUACCUCGUGAACAGUAUACAGCGUCUGCGUCAGAUACGGUUCAUGAAUCAUUGUCCAACAUGAAAGAUAACCAGACAAGCCGGGUUGUCUAUGCAUCUCUAAAGGACUUCAUACCUACACAGUCAUCGACCACAUCAUGUAGUAGGACAAGUGAGGAGUUAACAGUUUAUGCAUCGAUCCGGGUCUCAUGACAUAUCAUCUGCAGAUCUAGACAGAGGAAGUCUCCAGUCCAUUAAAUUGUGAUCCCAGCCAGAGAUAGUUUUGUUUAACUUUAUUAUUCAUGCUGUACUGCCUAACAGGAAGCAGGAGAUGAAUGCUUCAUGUUUUCACCACCCACAGUAUUAAUUAUCACAUGAUGUUACCUCCAUCAUUGCAUCAUGGAAAACUGCUGUGAAAGUGAUACUCAUUCUGAAAACCACUCAUGAUUUCAGUGGCCUUUGCAACACCUGAAAAGUGAUACUUACAGACUGUUAAAAUAGUAACAGCUAA
Molecule: messenger RNA, 1137 nt
Organism: Triplophysa dalaica
Lineage: Eukaryota; Metazoa; Chordata; Actinopteri; Cypriniformes; Nemacheilidae
Exons: 6
Coding region: 30-839 (269 amino acids)
Biological process (GO): immune response-regulating cell surface receptor signaling pathway
Cellular component (GO): plasma membrane
Molecular function (GO): signaling receptor activity
Source: RefSeq, a predicted model, not a curated record